CAGCACAUCAAACAACAGCCGAUUCCGCACGUUGGCAUGACGUAAGGGUGCCGGAGAGCUGCGGGUCUGGCUGGGACUGCGGAGCUCAUUUUGCGGGUGAAAGACAUGGAGAGCGAGCCGAGACCCCCGCCCACCCUAAUGAGCCUCGCCACCCAGCUAAUCAACAUAGUCUCUCUGAUUCUCAGCAGCAGAGAGGUCCUCUACAGCAAUGUGAUCAGAAAGACAGAGCAGUAUGGAGACAGGGUCUGCCAGUGGGCACAAGGCCUUGUGGGUCCACCCAGUAACCAGAAGUCACCUGUCUUCUGCUGGUGUGAGUCUCACCCAGCCACUCCUCCUCUCCCUGUGCCCAGGCAGGGCUGGCCCAAGCCUUGCAGCUCCAAUAAUGAAGAAUCGCCUCAAGGUGGCAGGAUCUUACCAGAUCCAUCUUUGUUUGCUGUUGCGAAGUCCGUGCUGAAGGUCAUGUGGCUUGUUGUAUGGGCAACUGGUCCCCUACUGUACCGUACAGUCUUUCACAAGAUAACAAGCCCCUUGGUGCCUCUGAAAACCUGCUGGCACAAUCUGCUACAGAGGGUGAUCAUUGUAGCUGCCGUUUUAAUACUGGUGAUAUGGAAACUCACAAGCAUGACAGGACGAAUGUGUAUGAUUAUACUGAAAGAAAAGGGUAUUUUUCAGCUACGGCUGGUGGCAGUCCCAUUGAACCUGAUGAGGGUAGUGAUAAACACAGCAGACCACGUUUUCGUAAUUAUAGUCACUGCAGGGCUCAGAGUCUGCAUGCUCUUGUUCUUGCUGGUGUCCACUGUGCUUCAUGCAUGCCUGAAGGAGUACUGCACAGAUAGUGGUAGAGAGAGCAGUCAGGAAAGGUCAGCGCUAUGACUGCAGGAGGAAGAUUCAGCACAAGAAAUAAUUCUGUCUCUUGGUGUGCCACUGCUGACAUAUAAACAAAAUAUUGUCUCCUCUU
This is a messenger RNA of Lepisosteus oculatus (spotted gar), 958 nucleotides long. RefSeq lists its product as uncharacterized. NCBI's taxonomy places the organism in Eukaryota, Metazoa, Chordata, Actinopteri, Semionotiformes, Lepisosteidae. The record is from RefSeq and is a predicted model, not a curated record.